GAGAUGAGGAGAUAGGCGGGAGCGAGGGAGGGAGCGAAGGAGGUAGAGAGGAGUGGAGGAGCGUAGGGAGGGAGCGCAGCUUGGUUGCUCCGUAGUACGGCGGCUCGCGAGGGAGACUCCCGAGCGGGCUCCGGGACGGGCGGGCAGGCGGGCGGGGAUGGUGUGCGGGGCUGCGGCUCCUGCGUCCCUCCCAACAGCGUGUGAGCUGCACUGAUUUGUGCCUGGGGCGGCAGCGCGGACCCGCCCGGAGAUGAGGCCCCAAUUAGCAAGGCAAAAGUAACAGAACCAUGGCUCAGUUUCCAACACCUUUUGGUGGCAGCCUGGAUAUCUGGGCCAUAACUGUUGAGGAAAGAGCGAAGCAUGAUCAGCAGUUCCAUAGUUUAAAGCCGAUAUCUGGAUUUAUUACUGGUGAUCAAGCAAGGAACUUUUUUUUUCAAUCUGGAUUACCUCAGCCUGUUUUAGCACAGAUAUGGGCACUAGCUGACAUGAAUAAUGAUGGAAGAAUGGAUCAAGUGGAGUUUUCCAUAGCUAUGAAGCUUAUCAAACUGAAGCUUCAAGGAUAUCAGCUCCCCUCUGCACUUCCCCCUGUGAUGAAACAGCAACCAGUUGCUAUUUCUAGUGCACCAGCAUUUGGUAUAGGAGGUAUCGCCAGCAUGCCACCGCUUACUGCUGUUGCUCCAGUGCCAAUGGGAUCCAUCCCAGUUGUUGGAAUGUCUCCACCCUUAGUAUCUUCUGUUCCUCCAACAGCAGUGCCUCCCCUAGCUAACGGGGCUCCCCCUGUCAUACAGCCUCUGCCUGCAUUUGCUCAUCCUGCAGCCACAUUGCCAAAGAGUUCUUCCUUCAGUAGAUCUGGUCCAGGAUCACAGUUAAGCACUAAAUUACAGAAGGCACAAUCAUUUGAUGUGGCCAGUGUCCCUCCAGCAGCAGAAUGGGCUGUUCCUCAGUCAUCGAGAUUGAAAUACAGGCAGUUAUUCAAUAGUCAUGACAAAACUAUGAGUGGACACUUAACAGGUCCCCAAGCAAGAACUAUUCUUAUGCAAUCGAGUUUACCACAGGCUCAGCUGGCUUCAAUAUGGAAUCUUUCUGACAUUGAUCAAGAUGGAAAACUCACAGCAGAAGAAUUUAUCCUGGCUAUGCACCUAAUUGAUGUUGCUAUGUCUGGCCAACCACUGCCACCUGUCCUGCCUCCAGAAUACAUUCCACCUUCCUUUAGAAGAGUUCGAUCAGGCAGUGGAAUAUCUGUUAUAAGCUCAACAUCUGUAGAUCAGAGGUUACCAGAGGAACCAGCUUUAGAAGAUGAACAGCAACAAUUAGAAAAGAAAUUACCUGUAACAUUUGAAGAUAAGAAGCGGGAAAAUUUUGAACGUGGCAAUCUAGAACUGGAGAAACGCAGACAAGCUCUCUUGGAACAGCAGCGCAAAGAGCAAGAACGCUUGGCUCAGCUGGAACGGGCCGAGCAGGAGAGGAAAGAGCGGGAGCGCCAGGAGCAAGAGCGCAAAAGACAACUGGAGCUGGAGAAGCAACUGGAAAAGCAACGGGAACUGGAACGGCAGAGAGAGGAGGAGAGGAGGAAAGAGAUUGAGAGGCGAGAGGCUGCGAAACGGGAACUUGAGAGACAACGACAACUUGAAUGGGAACGGAACCGAAGGCAAGAACUUUUAAAUCAAAGAAAUAAAGAACAAGAGGACAUAGUUGUAUUGAAAGCAAAGAAAAAGACUUUGGAAUUUGAAUUAGAAGCUCUAAAUGAUAAAAAGCAUCAGUUAGAAGGAAAACUUCAAGAUAUCAGAUGUCGAUUAACCACCCAAAGGCAAGAAAUUGAGAGUACAAACAAAUCUAGAGAGUUGAGAAUUGCUGAAAUCACCCAUUUGCAGCAACAGUUACAGGAAUCUCAGCAAAUGCUUGGAAGACUUAUUCCAGAAAAACAGAUACUUAACGACCAAUUAAAACAAGUUCAGCAGAAUAGUUUGCACAGAGAUUCACUUCUUACACUCAAAAGAGCCUUAGAAGCAAAAGAACUAGCUCGGCAGCAGCUACGAGACCAACUGGAUGAGGUGGAGAAAGAAACUAGGUCAAAACUGCAGGAGAUUGAUAUUUUCAAUAACCAGCUGAAGGAACUAAGAGAAAUACAUAAUAAGCAGCAACUGCAGAAGCAAAAGUCCAUAGAGGCUGAACGACUGAAACAGAAAGAACAGGAACGAAAGAUCCUAGAAUUAGAAAAGCAAAAAGAAGAAGCCCAAAGACGAGCUCAGGAAAGGGACAAACAGUGGCUGGAGCAUGUGCAGCAGGAGGAUGAGCAUCAGCGGCCAAGAAAACUCCACGAGGAAGAUAAACUAAAAAGGGAAGACAGUGUCAAAAAGAAGGAUGGCGAGGAAAAAGGCAAACAGGAAGCACAAGACAAACUGAGUCGGCUUUUCCAUCCACACCAAGAACCAGCUAAGCCAGCUGUUCAAGCACCCUGGUCCACUGCAGAAAAAGGCCCGCUUACAAUUUCUGCACAGGAGAAUGUAAAAGUGGUGUAUUACCGAGCACUGUAUCCCUUUGAAUCCAGAAGUCAUGACGAAAUCACCAUCCAGCCUGGAGAUAUAGUCAUGGUGGAUGAAAGCCAAACUGGAGAACCCGGAUGGCUUGGAGGAGAAUUAAAAGGAAAAACAGGAUGGUUCCCUGCAAACUAUGCAGAGAAGAUUCCAGAAAAUGAGAUUCCUGCUCCAGCCAAACCAGUGACUGAUCCAACAUCUGCCCCUGCCCCCAAACUGGCUCUGCGUGAGACCCCCGCUCCUUUGGCAGUGACCUCUUCUGAGCCCUCCACAACCCCCAACAACUGGGCUGACUUCAGCUCUACGUGGCCCACCAGCACAAACGAGAAACCAGAAACGGAUAACUGGGAUGCUUGGGCAGCCCAGCCUUCUCUUACUGUACCCAGUGCUGGCCAGUUAAGGCAGAGAUCAGCCUUUACUCCAGCCACGGCCACUGGCUCCUCCCCAUCUCCUGUACUGGGACAGGGUGAAAAGGUGGAGGGGCUACAAGCGCAAGCCCUGUAUCCUUGGAGAGCCAAAAAAGACAACCAUUUAAAUUUUAACAAAAAUGAUGUCAUCACCGUCCUGGAACAGCAAGACAUGUGGUGGUUUGGAGAAGUUCAAGGUCAGAAGGGUUGGUUCCCCAAGUCUUACGUGAAACUCAUUUCAGGGCCCAUAAGGAAAUCUACAAGCAUGGAUUCUGGUUCUUCAGAGAGUCCUGCUAGUCUGAAGAGAGUAGCUUCACCUGCUGCUAAACCAGCUGUUUCAGGAGAAGAAUUUAUUGCCAUGUACACUUACGAGAGUUCUGAGCAAGGAGAUUUAACCUUUCAGCAAGGGGAUGUGAUUUUGGUUACCAAGAAAGAUGGUGACUGGUGGACGGGAACAGUGGGCGACAAGUCCGGAGUCUUCCCUUCUAACUAUGUGAGGCUUAAAGAUUCAGAGGGCUCUGGAACUGCUGGAAAAACAGGGAAUUUAGGAAAAAAACCUGAAAUUGCUCAAGUUAUUGCUUCAUAUACCGCCACUGGUCCUGAGCAACUUACCUUGGCCCCUGGUCAGCUAAUUUUGAUUCGAAAAAAGAACCCAGGUGGAUGGUGGGAAGGAGAGCUGCAAGCACGUGGGAAGAAACGCCAGAUAGGCUGGUUCCCAGCUAAUUAUGUCAAACUUCUAAGCCCUGGGACAAGCAAAAUCACUCCGACAGAGCUGCCCAAGUCAGCGGCAUUGCCGGCAGUGUGCCAGGUGAUCGGGAUGUACGAUUACACUGCGCAGAAUGACGACGAGCUGGCCUUCAGCAAGGGCCAGAUCAUCAACGUCCUCAACAAGGAGGACCCCGACUGGUGGAAAGGGGAAGUCAAUGGACAAGUGGGGCUCUUCCCAUCCAACUAUGUGAAGCUGACCACAGACAUGGACCCAAGCCAGCAAUGGUGUUCAGACUUACAUCUCUUGGAUAUGUUGACCCCCACUGAACGAAAGCGACAAGGGUACAUCCACGAACUCAUUGUCACAGAGGAGAACUACGUGAAUGACCUCCAGCUGGUCACAGAGAUCUUUCAGAAACCCCUGAUGGAGUCUGAGCUGCUGACAGAAAAAGAGGUUGCUAUGAUUUUUGUUAACUGGAAGGAGCUGAUUAUGUGUAAUAUCAAACUUCUGAAAGCGCUGAGAGUCCGCAAGAAGAUGUCUGGGGAGAAGAUGCCCGUGAAGAUGAUCGGGGACAUCCUGAGCGCCCAGCUGCCCCACAUGCAGCCCUACAUCCGCUUCUGCAGCUGCCAGCUCAACGGGGCUGCCCUGAUCCAGCAGAAGACGGACGAGGCCCCAGACUUCAAGGAGUUUGUGAAAAGAUUGGCAAUGGACCCUCGCUGUAAAGGGAUGCCGCUGUCUAGUUUUAUACUGAAGCCUAUGCAGCGGGUAACAAGAUACCCACUGAUCAUUAAAAAUAUCCUGGAGAACACUCCUGAAAACCACCCUGACCACAGCCACUUGAAACAUGCCCUGGAGAAGGCCGAAGAGCUGUGUUCCCAGGUGAAUGAGGGGGUGCGCGAGAAGGAGAACUCGGACCGGCUGGAGUGGAUCCAAGCCCAUGUGCAGUGUGAAGGCCUGUCGGAGCAACUGGUGUUCAAUUCAGUGACCAAUUGCUUGGGGCCACGCAAGUUCCUGCACAGUGGGAAGCUGUACAAGGCCAAGAGCAACAAGGAACUGUACGGCUUCCUUUUCAAUGACUUCCUCCUGCUGACCCAAAUCACCAAGCCCUUGGGGUCUUCCGGCUCGGACAAAGUCUUCAGCCCCAAGUCUAACCUGCAAUAUAAAAUGUACAAAACACCUAUUUUCCUAAACGAGGUUCUAGUAAAAUUACCCACUGACCCUUCUGGAGAUGAACCCAUCUUCCACAUUUCCCACAUCGACCGAGUCUACACCCUCCGAGCAGAAAGCAUAAAUGAACGGACUGCCUGGGUGCAGAAAAUCAAAGCUGCUUCUGAGCUCUACAUAGAGACUGAGAAAAAGAAGCGAGAGAAGGCGUACCUUGUCCGUUCCCAAAGGGCAACAGGCAUUGGAAGGUUGAUGGUGAACGUUGUGGAAGGCAUUGAGUUGAAGCCCUGCCGGUCACACGGAAAGAGCAACCCAUACUGCGAGGUGACCAUGGGCUCCCAGUGCCACAUCACCAAGACAAUCCAGGACACUCUGAACCCCAAGUGGAAUUCCAACUGCCAGUUCUUCAUCAGAGACCUGGAACAGGAGGUCCUGUGCAUCACCGUGUUCGAGAGGGACCAGUUCUCACCAGACGAUUUUUUGGGUCGGACCGAGAUCCGUGUAGCUGACAUCAAGAAAGACCAGGGUUCCAAGGGGCCAGUGACGAAGUGUCUGCUGCUGCACGAGGUCCCCACGGGAGAGAUUGUGGUCCGCCUGGACCUGCAGUUGUUUGAUGAGCCGUAAGGAGCGGCCUGGGCC
This is a messenger RNA of Marmota flaviventris (yellow-bellied marmot), 5453 nucleotides long. RefSeq names its product intersectin 1 (gene Itsn1). Gene Ontology annotation, biological process: positive regulation of Rho protein signal transduction; endosomal transport; intracellular signal transduction. Gene Ontology annotation, molecular function: calcium ion binding; protein binding; molecular adaptor activity. The record is from RefSeq and is a predicted model, not a curated record. NCBI's taxonomy places the organism in Eukaryota, Metazoa, Chordata, Mammalia, Rodentia, Sciuridae. Gene Ontology annotation, cellular component: presynaptic membrane; intracellular vesicle; cytoplasm.